CUCGGCAGGUGGAAGAACCCGAGGCCUUUAUCUUCUGUCCAGCUUUGCCGUUCGGGUAGCCUCUGAUUUCAGGCAUCUCGUCAUUUCCGCCUGCCAACCUGUCUGAUAUGUCGGGACCCGUGCCGAGCAGGGCCAGAGUUUACACGGAUGUGAACACACACAGACCCCGGGAGUACUGGGACUAUGAGUCGCAUGUUGUUGAGUGGGGAAAUCAAGAUGACUACCAGCUAGUUCGAAAAUUAGGCCGAGGCAAAUACAGUGAAGUAUUUGAAGCCAUCAACAUUACAAAUAAUGAAAAAGUAGUUGUUAAAAUUCUCAAGCCUGUUAAAAAGAAGAAAAUCAAGCGUGAAAUCAAGAUCUUGGAGAACCUGCGAGGCGGUCCCAAUAUAAUCACUCUUGCAGAUAUAGUAAAAGAUCCUGUGUCUCGGACACCCGCUUUGGUUUUUGAACAUGUAAACAACACAGACUUUAAGCAAUUAUACCAGACAUUAACAGAUUAUGAUAUUCGAUUCUACAUGUAUGAGAUUUUGAAGGCUCUAGAUUACUGCCAUAGCAUGGGAAUCAUGCACAGAGAUGUCAAACCUCAUAACGUCAUGAUUGACCACGAGCACAGAAAGCUUAGACUAAUAGACUGGGGUUUGGCUGAAUUCUAUCACCCCGGCCAAGAGUACAAUGUCAGAGUGGCUUCCAGAUAUUUCAAAGGACCUGAACUCCUUGUAGAUUAUCAGAUGUAUGAUUACAGUCUGGAUAUGUGGAGCUUGGGUUGCAUGUUGGCUAGUAUGAUAUUCCGAAAGGAGCCUUUUUUCCAUGGCCAUGACAACUACGACCAGCUGGUGAGGAUAGCCAAGGUGCUGGGAACAGAAGAUCUGUACGACUACAUUGACAAAUACAACAUUGAGCUGGAUCCGCGUUUCAAUGACAUCUUGGGCAGACACUCCCGUAAGAGAUGGGAGCGCUUUGUUCACAGUGAGAACCAGCAUCUGGUGAGUCCAGAAGCUCUGGAUUUCUUAGACAAGCUGUUGCGAUACGAUCACCAGUCACGACUCACAGCGAGAGAAGCCAUGGAACACCCCUACUUCUAUCCCAUCGUGAAAGACCAAGCUCGGAUGGGCACGUCCAACAUGCCGGGCGGCAGCACUCCAGUCAGCAGCGCGAGUAUGAUGUCAGGGAUUUCUUCAGUGCCAACACCUUCCCCCCUUGGACCUCUAGCAGGCUCGCCCGUCAUCUCUGCCGCCACCACGCUGGGGAUGCCCGUGCCGGCUGCCGCAGGCGCCCCGCCGUAGGGAUGGGCUCUGUUCUGCUGCCUGGGCUGAGUCAGGUGGGGAAGAGGUCUCCCCCUCCGCCUCUCCUCGGGACGCAGCUCGUGCCUGGCAGGGGAAGGGAGGGGAUGAACGCUUUGGAGGCACCGUGUCUGAACUGUUGCUUGUGGAUUUAUAGUAGUUCAGUCAUUAUAUACAAAAUUAUUAUAGGCUGA
Opisthocomus hoazin is the source of this 1474-nucleotide messenger RNA. The record is from RefSeq and is a predicted model, not a curated record. NCBI's taxonomy places the organism in Eukaryota, Metazoa, Chordata, Aves, Opisthocomiformes, Opisthocomidae.